AUGGCACCACAAGCAGAUUUUUCUAAGAUUGGGUAUGAGAUUGAGAAGUUCUUUGGCAGGCAAAAGAGUUAUGGCAAUGGCAACCCUCCAGCGACUCAAAAUCUCUGCAUACACAAAUUUUAUCCAACUAGUGUGGCUAAGGUGGUCCACAUGCAUGUGGAAGAUGUCAAGUGCAAUGAAGCUGCUUCAAUAUUCAUAGCAGAAAACAGAACGGAGCUGCGGAUGAAAGAAACGAGUUUUGGAAAUCAUGACACAUGGGAUUCAAGGUCACCAAAAGCUUGUUAA
Messenger RNA from Sphenostylis stenocarpa, 285 nucleotides. The record is from the annotation of a GenBank genome assembly. Lineage: Eukaryota; Viridiplantae; Streptophyta; Magnoliopsida; Fabales; Fabaceae.